GACCUACCGGAGAGGACAAACGGAAGCUUACCUUGGCGCAAAGCGGAAGGGCGGCUCUGUGCGUGGGGCGUGGUUCUGCAGACCACGGCCCGAGGCUACGAGUACCUGCGAGCGGCGGCGCUGCUGCUUCUCCUUCUCCCCUGUGUUUUUAACAGGUAGUGGCUUCUUCUCCAGAGCAAUGGAAGGUCCUAAAAGAAGAAUAUAUAAAGCACUUCAGCCAGCAAAACCAUUGCGCCGAUUAAGUGAGCCUUCCCAGUUAGACAAUGAUGCUGUAAACUGCAAGAAUUCUUUGCAUGAUGAAGAUCACAUGAAUAAUAGAAUUCAGCAGGUUCCACCAUGCAAAGAUUCCAGUUGUCUGCCUAAAGUAAAGGUUGAAAUGAAAGAACGGAUCACUUAUACCAGGGAGUUCCUUUUAAGUUUAGCGCAUUGUCCAAUUUCAAAGAAGAAGCCUUCAUUUUUACCAAUUCUCCCAGUAGUAUUGGAGGAGCCGAGGAAGUUGCUAUAUGCUUUCAGCGAUAGUGGUUAAUGUGGCCUGAGAUUAAUGCAGCAUUUAAAAUGGAUAUAGGUUUGAAUCCAGUGGCCAGAAUGAAACCAGAAGAUAGAUUUGCCUGGAUUAAUAGAUAUACUGUAUUUUGACUUAAGCAUCUUCUAGUUUUAUAUUCAUUUAAGAAUAUUAGCAGCUGGAAAGGGAAAGAAAUAAUAAGCCAAACUCUAUAUUCUUUGGAAUUUUUUUUUUUCCCCCGUUGACGAGGAGUUGCAUAUCUUUGUGGAUUUAAAUUCUCAGAGUUGUAAAUUUUUUUUUUAUUUGAAAACUAAAUUUAAAAGUAACAUAUAUUGCUGGGUAAAUCGAUUCAUUAUAGUUGAAAACAAAAGUUAGUUUAUUGAAGUGCAAACCAUUGUUAAAUUUGCAUUUCAUGUGUGAAUCACAAAAGCUGGCUGAAGUAUUAAGUGUUGUGCUUUCAAAGAAGAUGGAGAAAUGAAUAAGCAAAAGUAUCAAAAGCAGCCAUGUUGAAGGAUACAGUUAAAAGAAAAUGAAGGAAGAAUAGAUUUUGAAGAAAAAUGCUGAUCUAUGUUAAAAGUUGCUUGCAAUUUUUUUUUUUUUUUCUUUUAAGGUGCAUGUUUUCUUUUCAAAGUAUGUAUUUUGUUUUCCUGUUUCUACUAUUUUCAGUUUAAAGUUGGCUUUCUACUGUUUUGUUUUUUAUUGUAUAUAAUUUUUUAUCAAUGUUCUUUUAGUUUCUUUGAAACUGAUUUCACAGCUUUUAAUAUUGCAUUAAU
Messenger RNA from Erpetoichthys calabaricus (reedfish), 1275 nucleotides. RefSeq names its product granulito (gene gra). The record is from RefSeq and is a predicted model, not a curated record. The transcript has 7 exons. Lineage: Eukaryota; Metazoa; Chordata; Cladistia; Polypteriformes; Polypteridae. Bases 179 to 526 code for a protein of 115 amino acids.